Peronospora belbahrii is the source of this 2661-nucleotide messenger RNA. The record is from the annotation of a GenBank genome assembly. NCBI's taxonomy places the organism in Eukaryota, Oomycota, Peronosporomycetes, Peronosporales, Peronosporaceae.
AUGCCUAAACCUCGCGCACGUGACCACAUUCGAGGCAAUCGACGUCAAUCACCAAGAGAAGAAGAAGAAGCAGAAGCAGCAGCAGCAGUGGCCUUCCAAUUCAAACAUCACAAUCAACAGCCUGAAAAGCGUCGAACAAAGAAAAGAAUGAAUCAGAAUCCUCCUGUUUUUACAAACAAAUUUCAAAACUUAUUGAGUUUUGCAUUUGAAAAUGUAGACAAUGAGCAAAAACUACCACCGAAACGCACGAAUGAGACGUCGUCAUUGGACCUUCUUAGUACUAUUGAAGUAAGAAGCAAGAUCGAUGAUAGUCCAGAACAUACAUUGGCUCAGCUAGGGCUUGGCAGUUAUGAUGAUGAGGAGGAGGAGGACGACGACGACGACGCGUUCUUAAAACGACAGCCCAAACAUCCACGACAAAAACUGGAAAAGACCAAAUUGUUUUCAGGUCAUACAGAUCCAUCCACAGUGUUGGCAGCACUCGGUAUUCCUUUUAACGGAGAAGGCACUGAUUGUGUGGAACCACCACGUAUUACUGGUAGUCGCAAGGCCAUCAAGAUGAAUACAAAGCGAAUAAAAGGAACACGCAAUUUGCUCAAGAAUUUUCAGUUUGAAAACAGCAUCUUCGACUCGGAUUCGGAUCUAUUUGGGGAUAUCAAUUGGAAAGACUCGGAGGAUCGUGAGCGACGUCGUUUUCAAAGAGAGCAACGGAAGGAGAUUAAGCGUAGACCAAAAGAGGAGCUACCUGCGCAGGAAGUAGAGAUUCCGACGUCACUUACCGUCAAAGAUCUUGCCGAGCGUAUGAGUGUCAAGACUCGCGUAAUAUUUCGCGCUCUAAAGGACUUGGGUGAGAACGGGCUUAAUGAAGAAUCGAUGCUGACUAGUGAUAUUGCCGAGCUGGUGGUCGACUCACAGAACAUGGUCCCGGUGUUGCUACCGCCUGACUUUGUCGAUCUAGAACUGACAGUGCCGCCUGAGGAUUGCGCAAGGUUUCCUAUUCGUCCACCUAUUGUUUCGGUAAUGGGCCAUGUUGAUCACGGCAAGACCACGUUGCUGGACGCCCUACGUAACUCGAAUGUCGCAGCGACGGAAGCCGGUGGAAUUACACAGCGAAUUGGUGCAUUCUCAGUAGAUAUGGGCAAGAAGUUUGGCACACAAGCAAAGGUCACAUUCAUCGACACACCUGGUCAUGCGGCAUUUAGCAACAUGCGGUCAUGUGGUUCCGAGCUCACGGACCUGCUCGUGCUUGUGGUAGCUGCAGACGAUGGUGUUCGCCCGCAGACAGUGGAAGUGGCACGACUGGCACUAAAAUACAAUGUGCCACUCGUGGUAGCAGUGACGAAGAUGGACAUGCACGAACACGACAAGAACGAGGUAGCCAAACGUCUUGGAACGGAGCUAUUGAAUCAGGGGAUUGUGAUUGAGAGCAUGGGAGGAGAAACACCUAUGGUCUGUGUAUCGGGAAAAACCGGUGAGGGCCUUGACCAGCUCAAAGAAACCAUUGCUCUCCAUGCUGAAAUGCUAGACCUGCGUGCCGACACACAGGUAGCGGGCGAAGCGGUCGUUCUUGAGGCGAUUGUGGCACGAGGUGUUGGUACUCAAGCAGAUGCAAUUGUUAAGUGGGGCACGCUGAAGCAAGGUUCUUUUGUAGUGUGCGGAUUAGAGUACGGAAAAAUUCGUGCUCUCGUCGAUCAGACGGGAAAGCGUGUAAAGCAGGUGGCCCCAGGUCACCCAGUGCGCGUGAUUGGGCUAAAGGGGUUGCCUGAAGGUGGUGCUGCAUUGCUGUCGGUGACAACAGAAGACCGUGCGAAGGAGGUCGUGAUGGCGCGUCAGGCCAUGAUUGACUGGGAUCAAAUGGCAAGGGCUGAAGACGAAGAAGUGGAAAUUCAUCAUGAUAAUGACAGUGCCCCGAGGCGUCGUCGUCGUCUUGGAGGGCAUCGAAAAUGGGAGCAAGUGGAAUUACGGAGACGUAAGGCUGCAGAAGAAGCUAAGCGCGUCGCAGCUUUGAAACCCGGAGAUGAAGGUUAUAUCGCAAACUUGGUUCCCAUUAUCGUCAAAACGGACUCGGUGGGUGUUAUUUCUGCAAUUGAUGAACUUAUUGCAUCCUUGCCACGCGACGAGGCAGCGAUAAAGAUUAUAAUGUCUGAUGUCGGACCUGUUACUUCCUCUGAUCUUGCAAUGGCCCAAGCUACCGGUGCUACUAUCUACUCAUUCAAUGUCAAGCAUCCAGCCUCUAUUGAUCAAGAAGCACUGCACAAAGAAGUUACGUUACGUCAGCAUCGCGUGGUGUAUAGUCUGCUGGACGACAUCAAGGAAUUAUUGCAGGAUAACCUCAAGGGUGUGGUUGUGCACGAAGUGAUCGGCUCAGCUGAGGUGAUCCAAUCCAUCCCCAUUUCGGCAUCGGGGACCCGAAGUACGAACAUUGCUGGUUGUAGAAUCACUUCUGGGUCACUUAACAUGCAGGCAAAGUAUAGACUGGUGCGUGACGGUGAAACAAUCGUUGAGAACGUGGAUAUGGCGUCGAUGCGUCACUUUCAACAAAAGGUGGCCGAAGUGAACAAGGGUCAAGAAUGUGGACUUCAGCUUGCAGGCAUGGACGACUUUCAGCCUGGCGAUGUACUUGAGGGGUAUACUACAAAGGUGGUAAAGCCUGAGAUCUAG